This is a messenger RNA of Nicotiana tabacum (common tobacco), 1056 nucleotides long. NCBI's taxonomy places the organism in Eukaryota, Viridiplantae, Streptophyta, Magnoliopsida, Solanales, Solanaceae. The record is from RefSeq and is a predicted model, not a curated record.
AUGUGCAUUUAUUACCGAGAGCUGAAUAAGGUAACCAUUAAGAACAAGUAUCCGCUUACAAGAAUUGCUGACCUGUUUUACCAAUUUCAAGGUGCUAGGUAUUUUUUGAAGAUCGAUCUCAGAUCUGGGUAUCAUCAAUUAAGAGUCAAGGAAGAAGAUGUUCCAAAGACAACCUUUCAAACCCGAUAUGGCCAUUACGAGUUUCUCGUUAUGUCCUUUGGCCUAACCAAUGCACCAACAGGCUUUAUGGAUCUGAUGAAUCGGGUGUUCAAUCCAUUCUUGAAUAUCUUUGUGAUUGUAUUUAUAGAUGAUAUUUUGGUGUAUUCUCGAUCCGAAAUUGAGCACGCAAAGCAUUUGUGGGUGGUGUUACACACGCUGCGGCAUCUUAAGUUGUACGCUAAAUUUUCCAAAUGCGAGUUCUGCUUGAACUCAGUAGCUUUUCUUGGGCUUAUAUGCAAAUCUCCUAUCGAUUGGUUUGAGAUUGAUGAAACCAAAUUGUUAGGUCCUGAUUUGGUGCAACAAGCUGUAGAGAAGGUGAAAAUGAUUCAGAAUCGAUUAUUGACUGCUCAAAGCAGAUGGAAAUCCUACUUGGAUAACCAACGUCGAGAUUUAGAGUUUUCUAUGGGAGACUGUGUGUUCUUGAAGGUGUCGCCAAUGAAAGGAGUGAUGAGAUUUGGAAAGAAAGGCAAACAUAGCCCCCGGUAUGUUGGACCAUAUCGGAUUAUUCAGAGAAUCGGCCAAAUGGCUUGUAAGCUUGAGUUUCCCAUGGAAUUGAGAGCAGUGCAUCUGGUAUUUCAUAUGUCCAUGCUUCAUAAGUGCUUGGGUGAUCCAUCUCGUAUUACCCCUAUUGAAGUUGUCCAAGUUAUAGAGGACCUAGCUAAUGAUCAUGGUAUUAUACUCGGAGGCCGUGUUAGCACAGAUUUCAGGUUGAAAGGUCUAAGAAUAGAUGCUGGUUUGCACGAGCAUUUAGGCGUCCUGUACCAGUCUCACCUCCCGAGGUUGGGAAGUGACAAUUUUCCAUUGGUCUUCUCACCUAUUACAGUUCCUAGUCAAUGA